This is a messenger RNA of Mytilinidion resinicola, 1244 nucleotides long. RefSeq lists its product as uncharacterized. Bases 145 to 1125 code for a protein of 326 amino acids. The transcript has 2 exons. Lineage: Eukaryota; Fungi; Ascomycota; Dothideomycetes; Mytilinidiales; Mytilinidiaceae. The record is from RefSeq and is a predicted model, not a curated record.
AUGUAGAAAUGCAAAGGUCUGGCGUAAAGACAAAAACUGAUGCUCGAGAGAUUAUUCUUGACGAAUGAAUAGAAUGUGAGGUGCGCAUACGAAAUCGGGCCCUUACCAAGGCUGCCAACCACGGCACCACAUCCUAAGAGAAUCAUGCAACCUGGGUACGACGCCCCGACCCACACACGCUCUGAUUCCAGCUAUUUCUUUAUUUUCACGUCGUCCUUCAAAUUAGCCCAAAACCUUUCCAUCUACUUUCAACUCCACGGCACAGCAACAAAACACUUCCAGAGAAAGACGAACGACAACAAAAUGGCUUCAAGCUACCAUCUUCCUUACCGGGGUCUGCCGCAAGAACUCCUCGACAUGAUCUUCACCUACGCCCUCUGCCCGAAUGAAGGCCUGACGAUAUGCUCCGCCGGAGAGAACGGACAGGGACCGGGCUGGGGUCAUAGCCAACCAUGCCACAUCCAAGGCCUUGCAGCCGGGCUCUUGCGGACGAACUCGAAGACCUACCACGACACCAAGGCCAUACUGUACAGCAACAAACGUAUCACCCUGGCCACUCCUUCUAUGGCCGCGUUCGAAUUUAUUGUCGACUUGCCUCUUCAUAUCAAAAGCGCCGUCCUACUGGCCGACAUGUUGCCGAAAAGCCACCACGAGGGCUUCGCUAAGAAUACCCAGGAUAUGCUCUAUUUCCUCAUAAAAAGGACGCGUUUGGACGACAUCACGAUCGUGUUUUCAGGCGAUACGGACUACCACAACUCUUUUCUGACGGGCUGGUUCGUCGUAUGUUGCCUCGUUAGAGCUCUUCGGCACGGCGACAGCAUUAGCAAAAUCCGAUUUGUCUACCAAGGCAACUUUGAGAGUGUCGGUGUUCAUGAUUUUGUAGGCAUGGAAGAGGAAGUUGAAUACUUAAUGCUGGAUUGGGAAGAUGGUCAGGCUCUGAGAGCGUUGAGACGUGAGAGAUUCGGGUGCUCUAAUGAAGACGAGCUCGGUCGCCGUGAGGCUAAUAAGAGACACUCUCGUGCAGCUUGGAACAAAGCUGGAUUUACUCUUGAACGGGAUGUCAACCGAGUUGGAGAGGCGGGUACAGUGCUGGUGAUCCGACGAGUGGGGGCGUCGACAAAGUAGGGCUGUGAGCGGGGCGGGGAUGUUAGCGAAGAGAGAAGUCUGUCAGAAUUACGAGAGAAGAAAAUGUGAGGAGCAAAGAUACGUCUGCUGUAUACGAAGGACAGAAAUCAUCUUCACCU